ACCCCGGAUCCCAGCUGAGCGUCUCCAGGGCCCUCCCUCGGGCCAAGGGCUGACCCCCACUGCCAGCAUGGUCUCCCACAAGCCCCAGGACAAGACCCCGAAGGAGAAAACCUCCCCAGAGAACAACUUUAAGGAGCUGAAGCACAGCCCUGAGGUAGAGGAGGAGGCAGGCAUGGAGUUUGAUGGUAAAGAGGAAGAGCAGGAUGAAGACAAAGAGAAAGAGGAGAAUGAAGUGGAAGAGGAGGAUGAUGAUGAUGACAGUGAUGAUGAUAAUGAUGAUGAUGAGGAGGACGAUGAGGAACGCCCUGCCCUUUGCGCCGGCUGCAACAAGAGCUUCCAUCACAUUCUGAAGCUCAUUGCUCACUGGCAUGCCCAUGAUGGCAAGAAGUCCUUCACCUGCAUCGACUGUGGCAAAAGCUUCUGCCACAGCUCCCGCUUCCUGCAGCACCGCUGUGCCCACCCUGGAAAGAAGCCGCAUGUCUGCGCAAACUGCGGUGAGAGCUUCCUGCGGAUCUCGAAGCUUGUCACCCACUGGCGUGUCCAUGCAGGUGGGAAGCUCUUCACCUGCACCGACUGCGGCAAGAGUUUCAGUGUCAGCUGCGACCUCUUUCGGCACCGCCGUGCCCACACCGGCGAGAGGCCGUACCGCUGUGCUGGCCGCCGAAAGAGUUUCAGUGUCAGCUGCGCCCUCUUUCGGCACCGCCGUGCCCACACCGGCGAGAGGCCGUACCGCUGUGCUGGCUGUGGCAAGAGCUUCCGUGACUGUGGCAAGAGUUUCACCAAGAAGUCCAACCUCAACAGGUACUGCCACACCCACACCAUCAAGGAGACCUUUGCUUGCAACCUCUGCUGCAAGGCCUUCACUGACAGCUCAACACUCACCCGUCACAUACAGACCCACACUGGUGAGAAGCCCUUUCCCUGUGACAAGUGCAGUAAGAGCUUCAGUAACAGGUCAAACCUCACCCGGCACUGCCGCACCCACACUGGGGAGACACCCUAUGUCUGAGACUGUGGGAAGAGUUUCACCCAGAAAUCAGACCUCACCGAGCAUCGCCGAACCCACACUGGAGAGAGACCCUUUGCCUGUGACAAGUGCAGCAAGAGCUUCACCACCAAGGCCAACCUCACCCAGCACCACCACACCCACACUGGGAAGAGAUCCUAUGUCUGUGACAAGUGCAACAAGAGCUUCACUCAGAGGUCCAUACUCACCCAGGACUGCCGCACCCACACUGGUGAGAGACCCUAUGUCUGUGACACCUGCAGCAGGAGCUUUACCACCAAGGCCAACCUCACCCAACACCAACACACCCACCCUGGCAAGAGACCCUAUGUCUGUGACAAGUGCAGCAAGAGCUUCAGUCGGAGGUCCACACUCACCCAGCCCCGCCACACCCACACUGGGGAGAAGCUAUACGUCUGUGGUGGCUGCAGUGAGAGCUUCACCAGAAAGUCCCACCUCACCCGGCACAUGCACACCCACAGUGGUGGGAAGCCCUUUGCAUGA
This is a messenger RNA of Merops nubicus (carmine bee-eater), 1510 nucleotides long. Its product is annotated as zinc finger protein 135-like. NCBI's taxonomy places the organism in Eukaryota, Metazoa, Chordata, Aves, Coraciiformes, Meropidae. The record is from RefSeq and is a predicted model, not a curated record.